Messenger RNA from Wallemia ichthyophaga EXF-994, 1845 nucleotides. Its product is annotated as N-acetyltransferase eso1. Gene Ontology annotation, biological process: response to radiation; error-prone translesion synthesis. Bases 1 to 1845 code for a protein of 614 amino acids. The transcript is spliced from 8 exons. NCBI's taxonomy places the organism in Eukaryota, Fungi, Basidiomycota, Wallemiomycetes, Wallemiales, Wallemiaceae. Gene Ontology annotation, cellular component: replication fork; nucleus; site of double-strand break. The record is from RefSeq and is a predicted model, not a curated record. Gene Ontology annotation, molecular function: DNA-directed DNA polymerase activity; damaged DNA binding.
AUGUCAUAUCGAAAUAUUCUCACUAAUUGCCCAAGUGACGCGAGAAAUCCACUGCGAGUUAUUUGCCAUGCUGAUUUAGAUGCAGGUUUCUUUCCUCCUUCCUCUCACUCUCACUUCCUCACCCUCUCUCAGUUCGAACGGAAACGCUUAAACCUCCCUAUCGACGCUCCUAUCGUGGUGCAACAGUGGAAUGGCCUCAUUGCCAUCUCAUAUCCUGCCAGAAAUGCCGGUGUAUCCCGCCAUGAGAAUAUUUUCGAGGCCAAGAAGAAAUGUCCAAAUCUAAUCCCUGUACAUGUAGCCACCUAUAAAGAAGGCGUUGAAGAACCCGGUUAUUGGGACGAUCCCCCUACUCAAGCUACUCAUAAAGUAUCACUCGAUCCUUACCGCAGAGAGGGUUCCAAGGUGCUCAAAUUUAUGCAUGACUACUUCCCAAACUCGGAGAUUGAGAAGGCAUCUAUAGACGAGCAGUACAUUGAUCUCACUGAGAUGGUGCGAGGGAAGAUUAUAGAGAGAUAUCCCUUCAUAGCUCACCUCCCACCAGACAAGACACUCGACGACGCACUACCAUACCCUCCCAUCAUAUCAUUCGCUGGCUUGGGUAAUUUGGUGAGUACGCGGGAGGAGGAGGACGAUGACAAGCGAGAGCACUGUUACACCGACACAGACACACAGCCAUCCUGGUCAGAUGUCGCACUCCAGAUCGGUGCCGAGGCAGUAUCCGGGAUGCGACGAGCGAUGUACGAGCAGCUGAGCUACACAUGUUCAGCUGGAAUCUCGCACAACAAAAUACUAGCCAAGAUAUGUUCAGCAUGGAAGAAACCAGACGCACAGACCAUCCUACGUCAAACCGCCGUGAACAACUUCCUUGCGCCGAUGCGUUUCCAGAAAAUACGCAGCCUCGGUGGUAAAUUCGGUGAAACUCUUGCUGCACAUUACGAUGCAGCUAGUGUAUCAGACCUUCUUACUGUGCCACUCAGUGAGAUGCAGCGACAUUUCGGCGAAGAGAGUAUUUGGAUUUACAACACUAUUCGCGGUGUUAAUUCAGAUCAGGUUACGCAACGCGUCAUGACCAAAUCUAUGCUCGCAUCCAAGUCAUUCCGCCCAACCGUCAAAACUGUCGGAGAGAUCCGCCAUUGGUUUAAAAUCCUCUCAAGCGAGUUGUCUCAGAGGUUGAAAGAAAUGAGAGGCGAACAAGAUAAACGGACAAUGUGGCCCAAGAGUAUUGUUCUCUCUAUUAACCAACUCUACCAACCAUCCCGCUCUCACCAAUCACCUUUCCCAUACAACGCGGCAUUUGGACCAGAGUUGAUUCAGAAACACGCAGAGAAGCUUCUGAGGGAGUUUGUAGCGAGUGAGAUGAAAGAUAUUCCCAAUGAACAUAGGUUGGGGUAUGAGGUGAAUAAGUUGGCGCUGUCAUUUUCUGGUUUGGCGGCGGUGGAAGCUGGACAGAGAGGCAUUGCGGGGUUUCUAGGAAGCAAUAGCGGCAAUAGUGGCAAUAGCGGUGAAAGCGGUGAAAGGCGAGACAAGGUGGUGAAACACAAAGAAGCAAAGCGGCAGCGGACAGAUAGCACGGCAGCAGCGCCGUCGCAGAAGAAGAAGAAGAAAGACCAACCGAAGACGGGACUGACUGCGUUUCUUGCGAGCGCCAGUGCCAGUGCCAAUGCUAGUGCUAGUGCAACAACAAAGAAGCAGGGAAAGGAGAUGACGACAGAAACUAUAACAAUAUCAAGUAGCGAAGAGGAGAAUGAUACAGAUGUGUGUCCGAAAUGCAAAAUCCCCGUCAAGUCUACAGAUAAAGGCCAACACAGCGACUUGCAUUUUGCAGAGGAUUUGGCAGAUGAAUAA